Molecule: messenger RNA, 1514 nt
Organism: Pogoniulus pusillus (Red-fronted tinkerbird)
Lineage: Eukaryota; Metazoa; Chordata; Aves; Piciformes; Lybiidae
Gene: PAAF1
Product: proteasomal ATPase associated factor 1
Exons: 12
Coding region: 60-1238 (392 amino acids)
Molecular function (GO): protein binding
Source: RefSeq, a predicted model, not a curated record
GCGCCGCGGGGGGUGCCGGGAAGGCGGAAGGCGGAAGUGAGCGCCGCUGCCGCGGCAGGAUGGCGGCGACGCUGCGGAUCCAGAGCGACUGGAGCCGGGCGCUGAGCAGGGACGAGGGCGAGGCCUGGCUGAGCUGCCGCAGCCCGGGGCAGCCCACCCUGUACGGCAGCCUGACCCGGCGCGGGCUCGGCGCCGACGGCGUCCCAGACAUCGCCGCCUCCGAGGGCUUCCUGGUUGGAGAAGUCACCAAGAAGAGCAUCCUCAUUUCUUGUCCUCAUGAAAAUGUGUCCACAAAAUUCCUGGCUCCCUACACAACUUUCAGUAGGAUCCAUCAGAAAAGUGUCACCUGUCUUGAUAUUUCCAGUGGUGGAGGCCUUGGUGUGUCUGCCAGCACAGAUGGGACCAUGAAAAUCUGGCAGGCUGCAAAUGGAGAGAUCAGAAGGCAGCUGGAAGGCCAUGUCUCUGAUGUGAAUUGUUGCAGGUUCUUCCCGUCGGGCCUGGUGGUUCUGAGCGGGGGAAUGGAUGCCCAGCUCAAGGUCUGGUCAGCAGAGGAUGCCAGCUGCGUGGUCACCUUCAAAGGGCACAGAGGAGGGAUUUUGGACACUGCCAUCGUGGAGAGGGGCAGGAACGUCCUCUCCUGCUCCAGGGACGGCACCGCUCGCCUCUGGGACUGCGGCACCGCCGCCUGCCUGGGCACCGUCGCUGCCUGCAGCGCCCCCAUCAAUGGCAUCGCCCUGGGCACUGCCCCCUGCUCCCUCACCCUGGGCACACCUCAGCAAGCUCCCAGUGAACGUGAGGUUGGCACAGAAGGGAAGCUCCUGCUGCUGGCACGGGAAGAUAAGAAGCUGCAGGGAGUGGGACUGCAGAGCAGGCAGCAGGUGUUCCUCUUUGUGGGAUCUGAUGCCUUCAACUGCUGCACCUUCCUCUCAAGUACCUACCUCCUGGCAGGGACUCAGGAUGGGAACAUCUACCAGCUGGAUGUGAGGAACACCAGUGCCCCAAUCCAGGUGAUCCACAGAUCAGGAGCUCCUGUGCUUUCACUGCUCCCCUUCCGAGAUGGCUUUGGUGCCAGCCAAGGUGAUGGAACCUGCUUUGUCAUGCAGCAAGACCUCGACCACGUCCUCGAUCUCACAGAAGCUGACUGUGACCCUGUGUACAAGGUGGCUUCUUGGGAGAAGGAGAUUUACACCUGCUGCAGAGAUGGGGUCGUGAGGAGAUACCAACUUGCUGACCUUUAAGUCACUGAAGUGUGGAGAAAGCUCUUCCCAGCCUAUUGUCGUGUUCGAGAUGUGAACAGAGACGUUUCUGAGCCUCUUGUGAGGACCAAGCUCUGCCCAGAGGCUUUCUGGUGGCAGCUGCUGUUUCCUACAACUCAUCUCUGAUCAGUUUUAACUCAGAGAGUGGCUUCAAGGUGUUAAAGGAGGAUGCAAAAUGUUGUUCACUGCUGGUUCUAAGGGAGGGAAGUAAGAAAAUACAUUGAAGGGAGGAGGCAAAUAAAAAGGAGUCUGAAGGAG